Pecten maximus is the source of this 6351-nucleotide messenger RNA. Its product is annotated as TWiK family of potassium channels protein 7-like. Gene Ontology annotation, molecular function: potassium ion leak channel activity. Lineage: Eukaryota; Metazoa; Mollusca; Bivalvia; Pectinida; Pectinidae. The record is from RefSeq and is a predicted model, not a curated record. The transcript is spliced from 3 exons. Gene Ontology annotation, cellular component: membrane. Gene Ontology annotation, biological process: stabilization of membrane potential; potassium ion transmembrane transport. Bases 1999 to 3435 code for a protein of 478 amino acids.
GUUCAAGUAUGACUACCUGGAACCUGUAAAACAUGCCCGGUCAUCUAUUACCUAACUCAGGCGUGUUAAAGUGUGACUACCUGGACAUGUAAAAUAUGCCCGGUCACCUGUGACCUUACCCAGGUGUGUUAAAGUGUGACUACCUGGGACCUGUAAAACAUGCCCGGUCAUCUAUUACCUAACUCAGGCGUGUUAAAGUGUGACUACCUGGACAUGUAAAAUAUGCCCGGUCACCUGUGACCUUACCCAGGUGUGUUAAAGUGUGACUACCUGGAACCUGUAAAAUAUGCCCGGCCACCUGUGACCUUACCCAGGAGUGUUAAAGUGUGAUUACAUGGAACCUGUAAAAUAUGCCCGGCCACCUUUGACCUUACCCAGGAGUGUUAAAGUGUGACUACCUGGCACCUGUAAAACAUGCCCGGUAACCUGUUACCUAGCUCAGGUGUGACAAAGUGUGACUACCUGGAACCUGUAAAAUAUGCCCGGUCACCUGUAACCUAACUCAGGUGUGACAAAGUGUGACUACCUGAAACUUGUUAAAUAUGCUCGGUCAUAUGUAACCUCACUCAGGUGUGACAAAGUGUGACUACUUUUGAACUUGUAAAACACGCCUGGUCACCUGUUAACUAACUUAAGUGUGACAAAGUGUGACUACAUUUAUCCGUACCUGUACGUCUGUAAAACUCGCCCGGUCAGCUGUAACCUUACCCAGGUGUGACAAAAUGUGGCUACCUUUAUGCGUAAAAUGCACCCGGUCACGUUAAGUUAACUUAGGUGUGACAAAAUAUGACUACAUUUGCGUCUGUAGAUCACGAUCGCCCACAUGCGACUUUACACAGGUUUAAUAAAUCUUGACUACCUGUGAGAAUAGAAAACGGGCCCGAUCAUUAGACAUAUCGCCACAUACAGGGCAUAAUCAGACGUUUACCACAUUUACAGCAGGGUUCAGGUUUCUUGUACUUCUAUCUGUUUAGGAGUUUGACGCCAGACUAUGUGAUAGUAGUAGGUUUAUGUGUUGUGAGCAUGUGUUGUAGAUGGACACACUAUGUCGACAGAGUAAUCACCUUCCCAUCGAAAUGUCGUCGUGGUUGUCACUCCAGUUAAUCCGUUAGAAGUUUUUACGUACCAGUGUAUAUAAUACUGUGGACUGCCGUAUGUGUCCUUUACGAGAUAUGAUGACGGUGCACGUGUUUUUGAAGUGUGUAGAUGUUCCCAUGCGUCUGUUUUAAAAUCAAAAUAAUGCUUCCUAAAUUUACUGCAUCAGCGUAGACCACAUCAUUCACGAGAUUCGGAAACAGAUUUACACGAAAAUGAACCAAUUUUCCGAUACAUUUUAGACAUAUCAAUGAACUAGCGGCACUAGGUGAGGCCCUCUCGGAUAUUAACAAGCCGCUGAUUGGUUGACCACUGUUCCGGAGCUUGGCGCUCACUGAUCAGUUGCUGAAGCUGAAAGUAACACAGCAUUUACGUCACACUUGGAUGGUCACGGCAAUUGCAGCCGCUGUCAAUCCCCACUUAUACUGCUUAUCGAUCAAACGUAGAGUGGAGCGAUGUUGUUUGUGGAAUAGUGGUGCAGUCUGUCGUCACACUCGCUUGUGCAUGUCCGCCGUUACACGUGCAGUGUCCGCAGUAACUGCACGUGCAGUGUCCAUAAUUACACGUGUAGUAUUCACACUUAAGCUGUGACUAAUAUCGGAGUUACGGACAGAAUUUCCGGGUGGAUUUUAGGGUUGUGUCGUAAGCCCGAAUACUAGCAGUGCUUUAUAGACGGACAACACCUACUGCGAUGGGCAUAACAGAAACCAAUAACGAGAGAAGAAGGUCGCGCUACCUGAAAUGGGGUCAGCUGACAUAAACAAAGAUGGCCACGAGAGUCAGUUUGAGCAGCAGUUACCCUCGAUCGCCUAUGUAAGCCAAGUCAGUUAAUACUGAUGUCAGGGUAUUGUACAGAACAGUUUAGCGAGAAGCUGAAAUAAGGCUACAUUUACUUGUGUCGUUAUGGAAUCUCAAAGCGCCAAGGAACAUAUGUCAGAUUAUGACACCGGAAGUGACGAGGAGAUAGAAAGGAUACUUUCCAAGGCCGAUACUGAGAUUGUUAAUGACGGCGAGGACGACGAACAUUUGCACGCAAGUAGGGUGAGUGGUAGACGAGAAGAUGACAUACAGCAAGAAAACCUCUCUUUCACAGCUGCUGAAAACGGCAUUUGUAAUGAGGGCGAUGAUCCAUAUUUCGUCCCUUCGAACCGGAAGUCGGGUUGCUGCGCGUGUUGCUUUUGUGGAAGAUCAAGAAAGCACAAAAAUCACGAGGUGUAUCCGAAAUCUUCACCACAUUCAAAGACACUCGGCAAAAAACCUCAAACUCGUGCAAAGUCUCAAAAUCGCCGAGGUAAACGCUGUGUGAAAUGUUGUAAGCAGUUUGUAGCUUUUCUCUUCUCUCACAUAGGAAUGUGUUCUCUCGUGGUUGCCUAUUCCAUUCUCGGAGGAUUCAUUUUUAAAGAGCUGGAAGCUCCCUAUGAGAAGACAGCACGUGCCAAUGUCGCUGCCCACCGGAAGGUACAGGUAGACAGACUGUGGAACAUUACUUUCCUGUAUAACGUUUUCCAUACUGCCAAUUGGACCGUGGGGGCAGACGAUAUCCUGAGGGACUUCCAGACUCUCAUCUACAAGGCAACAAAGGAGCAGGGCUGGGACGGUAAAGACGGCGAAGGAGAGGUGCAGUGGUCCUUCGCCGGGGCACUUCUUUACUCCAUCACUGUCAUCACAACGAUAGGUUACGGACAUAUAGCACCGAAAACUGCCAAUGGACGAAUGGUUACCGUUGUCUACGCUCUUUUCGGAAUUCCUUUGACUUUACUAUGUCUGGCCAACAUGGGGUCGUUUCUGGCUAAUUGUUUCCGGUUCCUGUACAAACAUGUGUGUCUCGCGGUGAUAUGGCUGUGUUGUCCGUCUCAAGCUAAAUGGCACAAACAAUCUGACGGCCGUAUGAAGUCGCCUACGAAAGAGGAGGCAGACCUCAUCCGAUCGUCAAGGAAGGGAGAGCUACAUGAUGACGUCACAAUUGUCAUAGGGGACAAAACUUCAAAGGCCGACCAAAAGAACGAAAAAGUGCGCGUACCAAUUCUGGUAAGCUUAAUGUUGAUAGCCGCGUACAUAUUCGGCGGUGCGACCCUGUUUGCCAUGUGGGAAGGAUGGGACUACCUCGUGGGGUCCUACUUUUGCUUUAUCACUCUCAGUACAGUGGGGUUCGGGGACUUUGUCCCAGGGGCCGGACUAUAUUCCUUCUCUAACCAACAGAAACUCAUUAUCUGCGCAUUCUACCUGAUCUUUGGCCUGUCUUUGAUAGCCAUGUGCUUCGAACUCAUGCAGGAGGAGGUACGAGCUAAGUUCCGGUGGCUCGGCACAAAGUUUGGAAUCAUCGAUGAUGACCGGAAGUGACCAAAGGACAACUUUGUUUAUAGAAUCACAUUUUCACCAAUUGUAUGUAAAAUCAUUUGACAUGUCAUAUAUCUGUUUUCGUAUUUUUUAUACAUCAAACGACGUACUCGUCAGUUGGACGCUUGUUCGUGUGUACGACUGGAUUAUUUACAUUAUGGUCAUGUUGUUAUUCUCUUUUGACAAAUCGCUUGCAAGGUAGAAAAACGUCCGAGGCAGUCACGUGCGUUGAGAUUUUUUUUAUCUUACGUGAUUUUUCACGCGGAAGCGACGUUAUUGUGUCGUCAUAAUGAUAACAUGACGGCAGUAUUUAAAAUAUUGCGUGUGAAAUCUUUACUGAUUUUAACAUGUACGAGUAUCUUAUUUUCAGUGCUCUGUCAUGUUUCAAACUGUUUCGUAUCAUAAUGUACCAUUGUUUUCUGUCACCAGCAUGUGUGUUCUACUCCCGAUAUUAUGAUCGCGGCCAAUUACGGAAAGCAGUUACGGGAAGCUCAUUACGGGAAGCUCAUUACGGGAAGUUCGGUAAGGGAAGCAGUUACGGGAAGCUUGGUACGGGAAGCAGUUACGGGAAGCGUUACGGAAGGUAGUUACGGAAAGUAGUUACGGAAAGCUCGUUACGGGAAACAGUUACGGGAAGCUCGGUACGGGAAGCAGUUAUGGGAAGCUCGGUACGGAUUUUUCUGUAGUAUCUGGUCACUCCAUCAAAGUUAAAUGACUCACGUUUUCGACUUCUACUACGAGUUCUACUUCUGAUCUGAAAUCUACCAGUCACAUAUUGAUAACAAAUGACUUUGGUAAUCAUGCGCAUGUGAGUUGAGACCAUAAUCAGGAGAGUAGAGCGAUCAUUGAAAAUUUCACUCAGGUGACCAUAGAAUCAUGUGACAGUCACAUUACGCGCAUUUCGUCCGUAUUUCAAAAAUUCGCCUCACAUAAACAUUGUACCAUGAUACACUAUUUGGAUAUUGAUAUUUACAAUAGUGAUUUUUUUCUUUUCGUCAUCAUUUUUUACAAUAUACAGAUCUCCAUAUACUCCUAUAUCAACUAGAAACCCUUAUAAAUAGGUAUAAAACACGAACAAUAUUUUACUGGUUUGAAGAUCAUCAGGAAAAAAAAGCUUUCUUAACUGACUGUGCCUUGAACAUAACUUCAAAAUUAAUUCCGGUUGUAUAUUAUACUAGCCUAACGUAUACAAUGUUAUCACACAAGGUCCUAUGUGUCUGCUCAGAUUGGUGUGUCUAGUGAUAUACUGGUGUAUCGAGUAACUAUAGUGAAAUAUCUCAGACACGAAAGGUACAAAAACGAUUCUAAUGACCUCAAUUUGUAAAUCAUCUCUUUACGAUGAUGCCUAUUUCUCAAAAAUUGAGUAUUGGUCAGUUCUAACCACACUGAACAAACAUUGAUAACAAUUUUAGGUACCAGAACAACUUGAUUUUGUGUAGUGUGUGUUCAAUUUAAAAUAGGUCAAAUUUAUAUUGUAAUCAAAUGUGUGUAGAGCACAAAUAUUUGUCAAUUUUAGAAGAAUCUCGCAUCUGCUAUCUGUAUAGAAAGUCAGAAUAUCUUACGAACGUUCUUUCAUAGUGUGGCAUAGAAAGUAGAAUUUGUGUGUAUGGUUGUGUGAGUAUACGUAAGUUCAAUAAUGGUUUAUAGUUUUUGAGAGAGUGCGUAAUGUAGCUGUAUUGAACUCGAGUCAGACGACAGAGGUCGUAUUUAUAGCAUAUUGCCCAUCCGGCGUGGUAGCUGUGUAUAUUAUACCGUGGUGAGGCGUUCGUCGUCCGUCCGUCCGUCUGUCGUCCGUCGUCUGUCGUCUUCCGUCCGUCCAGUAUCAACUUUUCCAUUUAAACGUCUUCUUCUCACUUACAAAUAGGGUAAUAUUUGGCCGAUUGGUUCUUGGGAUGGAGCCCCACAAAGUUGGCGAAAAAGAAAUGGUCUUGUCCUACAUUCAAGGUCACUAGGGUCAAAGGUGGGAUAACCUUUAAACGACUUCUUCUGGCUAAACAAAAUAUGAUGUUUGGCUGGUAGAUUCCUGUGAUAGACCCCCCAAAUUUUGCAAAAUGAAAUGGCCUUGAGUCACGGUGGUAAAGUUUGUUGAAACAUUCAAACGAGUACUUCUCGCAAACCGAAAGGCCUAUAAUCAUGAUACUUGGCUGAAUCCUAAGAUUAAGCCCCACACAGUUUGUAAAAAGAAAUGAUUGUGACGCAUGUUCAGGGUCACAGCUGUCAAAUUUGUUAAGCCUUCUCCCGAUUAACUGGAAGGUUAUAUGAAAUACAGAGAACCACCAAACGUGUGAAUACAAGAUGAGCGAUUCGGGCCCAUUGAACUCCGUGUUGUAACUAGUUCUAGGUGUUGUAAAAAUCACAUGCACGAAUCUAUCUUAUUAAUUUCUUAUGAGCUCAUGUUUUAUUACAUUGAUGUAGACAUGAUAUUCCGCAAUAAGUGAACACAUGUAGUUACCACCUGAUUGUAUAUCUACUAGCAAAAGUUACCUGUCCUUAUAUCAACUUUCCUAUCUAUAUAGGUAAAUCCGAUUUGUAUUACACCUACCUUCACAUGUAUUGUGUAUAAUGGCGUAUCUAUCUGUACAUGUAUUAUUGAUAAUAAUGUUUCUAAUUGUACAUGUAUUAUUGAUAAUACUUUUCCUACCUUUACAUGUAUUAUAUAUGAUAAUUCAACUGAUGUUUAACUUGACCUACCUGUACAUGUACCUGGUGUUUAACUUGACCUACCUGUACAUGUACCUGGUGUUUAACUUGACCUACCUGUACAUAUACCUGGUGUUUAACUUGACCUACCUGUACAUAUACCUGGUGUUUAACUUGACCUACCUGUACAUGUACCUGGUGUUUAACUUGACCUAAUUGUACAUGUACCUGGUGUUUAACUUGACCUACCUGUACAUGUACCAGGUGUUUAACUUGACC